AUGUGGGUUCAAGUUGGAGAAACCAACGCAAAAUCAUGUCUCAUCUUCCAAGAACAAGCAGGAUUGAACAGGGACCGUGGUGCCAAUACUGCCAGCAACAUCGUUAACAAUAUCACCCAAGCCGACAAUGAUGAGCUCGGAUUGGGUCUUUCUAUCAAUAGGUGUGAGGAGCCAAGUAUUGUGACAAAUGAGCCCAGCAUACCACAACUAUCAUCUACCAUCCUCACAAGUUAUACACAAAUAGAGAACACGCUGCGCAUUGCACGCGCACAUUAUGUCCUGAAUUCACUUCCAGAUAACGAGGAUAUCCCACAUUGUUUCCUCCCUGUCUCCCUCUGGCUAGACAAGGGAAACAUCACAAAGCGUGUUAAGAAGCAUCCCAUCAUCAUUCGCCCAGUUUUUCUUCCGCAUCAAGUCAGGAACGCAUCAGGCAACGGAGGGGGUGUUCUUGUAGGCUAUAUGCCAAUUUGGCAAUGUUUCAAGCGGGAGGUCUACCACAAAGUUGCCAAGCAAGUUUACAAAAAUUCUAUUGAGGCACCAAACAAAACUGAAGCGGAGCGAAUUUUACAAAGUUAUGGAUUACAUGCAACGGAGAACUUCUUUUGGACAUUGGAACAUUCAGAUCCCUACCUCGCUAUCUCAUACGACAAACUUCACUC
Serpula lacrymans var. lacrymans S7.9 is the source of this 659-nucleotide messenger RNA. RefSeq lists its product as uncharacterized. The annotation marks the transcript as partial. The record is from RefSeq and is a predicted model, not a curated record. Lineage: Eukaryota; Fungi; Basidiomycota; Agaricomycetes; Boletales; Serpulaceae. The transcript has 10 exons.